Scatophagus argus is the source of this 1401-nucleotide messenger RNA. It is a transcript of the gene mvda, whose product is annotated as mevalonate (diphospho) decarboxylase a. Gene Ontology annotation, cellular component: cytosol. Lineage: Eukaryota; Metazoa; Chordata; Actinopteri; Scatophagidae. Bases 138 to 1331 code for a protein of 397 amino acids. The record is from RefSeq and is a predicted model, not a curated record. Gene Ontology annotation, biological process: isoprenoid biosynthetic process; isopentenyl diphosphate biosynthetic process, mevalonate pathway. The transcript is spliced from 10 exons. Gene Ontology annotation, molecular function: diphosphomevalonate decarboxylase activity; ATP binding.
GCCUGCAUAAGGAACGCUACAGUAGGUUGACAAGUGUUAGCAAAAGAGCUCAGACUUGUACGGUGUAUUACAGGGUAUUGAGAUAGUUUCAUGAAAACAAAUACCUGUUUACAUAGACAGAAAAGUCUGAAAAUAGUAUGGACAAGCCAAACGUAGUUACCUGCACCGCCCCUGUGAAUAUAGCUGUCAUAAAAUACUGGGGGAAGAGAAAUGAAGAGUUAAUUCUACCCAUAAACUCAUCUUUGAGCGUCACAUUACAUCAAGACCAGCUGAAAACAACCACAACAGUUGCAACCAGCAGAUCAUUUCAGGAAGAUCGGAUAUGGCUCAAUGGCAAAGAGGAGGACAUAACCCACCCAAGACUACAGUCCUGUCUCAGAGAGAUUAGACGACUAGCAAGGAAGAGACGUAAUGAUGGGGACCCAGGUUUGGAAUCAACCGGCUUGUCUCACAAAGUCCACAUCUGUUCUGUUAACAACUUUCCCACUGCUGCCGGCCUUGCAUCCUCAGCUGCUGGAUUCGCUUGUCUAGUUUACACUCUGGCCCGGGUGUUCGGUGUGGAAGCGGAGUUGUCUGGGAUUGCUCGGCAAGGAUCAGGCAGUGCAUGCCGGAGUAUGUAUGGAGGGUUUGUCCAGUGGGUCAUGGGACAGAAAGACGAUGGCAAGGACAGUCUGGCCCAGCAGGUGGAGCCAGAGACUCACUGGCCAGAGCUUAGAAUCCUUGUGCUGGUGGCCAGUGCUGAGAAAAAGUCGGUGGGAAGCACCUCGGGGAUGCAAACCAGUGUACAAACAAGCUGUCUCUUAAAGCAUCGAGCUGAGUCUGUUGUUCCAGGCCGGAUGAUAGAGAUGAUUGAAGCAGUGCAGAGAAAGGACUUUGUUGCGUUUGCUGAGCUAACCAUGAAGGAUAGUAACCAGUUCCAUGCCACCUGCCUGGACACGUACCCUCCCAUCUUCUACCUCAACAGUGUGUCUCAACGGGUUGUCAGUUUAGUGCAUCGGUAUAACAGACACUACGGGGAGACAAGGGUGAGCUACACAUUUGAUGCAGGUCCCAAUGCUGUAAUCUUCACUCUACAGCAGCAUGUUCCUGAGUUCAUUCAGGCUGUUCAGCAUUUCUUCCCGCCAGAGACCAACGGGGGACAGUUUAUUAAGGGUCUUCCCGUUGGCAAGGCUGUUCUUUCUGAGGAACUCAAACAGGCUAUUGGCCUAGAGCCCAUGCCAAAGGGAAUAAGCUACGUUAUUAGUACCAAGGUUGGACCAGGCCCUUGUGUUGUGGAGGAUCCUGCUGAGCAUCUGCUUGGAUCUGAUGGUUUCCCUAAGAAAACUGCAUGAGGCCCUGCAGCCCUGAAGGAACAAACUUCUACUGAUCAAUAAUAAAGUAAUAAAAACUGGACUGGUCAUA